Oncorhynchus masou masou (cherry salmon) is the source of this 312-nucleotide messenger RNA. Its product is annotated as atlastin-1-like. The transcript has 2 exons. Gene Ontology annotation, molecular function: GTP binding; GTPase activity. The record is from RefSeq and is a predicted model, not a curated record. Bases 1 to 312 code for a protein of 103 amino acids. Gene Ontology annotation, biological process: endoplasmic reticulum organization; protein homooligomerization. Lineage: Eukaryota; Metazoa; Chordata; Actinopteri; Salmoniformes; Salmonidae.
AUGGCGAGAAACCGUAAAGACAGAGACAGCUGGGGGUCCUUCACAGACAAAGCCACCUACGACUGGAGCUCGGAGGAGGAGGAGCCUGAUGGAAGUGCGCGGCCCAUCCAGGUGCUGGUUGUCAAGGACGACCACACCUUCGAGCUGGACGAGGCGGCGCUGAGCCGGAUCCUAUUGGCCGAAGAGGUCCAGAACAGGGAAGUAGUGGCCAUAUCUGUGGCUGGGGCGUUCCGCAAGGGCAAGUCAUUCCUCAUGGACUUCAUGCUGCGUUACAUGUACAGCCAGGUGAGUUCAAAGGUCAUGCUUGUGUAA